CCCCUGAGACGGAACGCCGGCCGAACCCCCCCAACUCCCCAAGGCCCCAACGAAUUCCGUUAUCUCGUCGUCCCUUCCUCCCGGCCUCCUCCCACCUCCACGGCUCCACCCUCUCCACCGCAGCGCGAGUUCACCGAUCGGGGCCUCCUUCGCCGCACCCCGCGCGGCCGGACGGCGGAGAUCCGGUACCUGCGCCCCCUUCUCUCUCACCCCUAUCUCAAGGGACGUGUGCGGCCUUCGUGACGCUGAACUCUUGGAUCCGGCGGAGGUAGGGGAACCCGCGAGCGAUCGGGAGCGAUGCGGCAUCAGCGGGGCGGGAGCGUACUCGGGGGCGGGAGGAGGGGGGACGACCCGGGGAUCCUGACGAGGGCUGUGGACAAGGUGUUCCGCUUCGUCCGCCUCGCCGAGUUCGAGAUCCUCUUCGUCCUCUUCUUCCUCGUCGCCUUCCUCCUCUUCAAGGACCUCAUGUCGCGACCUGAAUACAAUCAGAUGUUUGUCAAGAAGCCUGAUCUGGAUGACCCCUGGCCUUAGAGAGUACAGAUCGUAUAAUGUUCAUAGUUGUAGCUUGGUCUUUUCUUUGAGUUGUAGCUUCUUUGAAGCCCGGUGUGACUGCCCCCUUUUUUGUUCAGGAACUUUUUUUUACUAUGACUAAAUAGACUAUUCUCUUCAGUGACGAUGAAUAUAUUUAGCAAGCUAUUUUCUUUA
Molecule: messenger RNA, 705 nt
Organism: Panicum hallii
Lineage: Eukaryota; Viridiplantae; Streptophyta; Magnoliopsida; Poales; Poaceae
Exons: 2
Coding region: 298-531 (77 amino acids)
Source: RefSeq, a predicted model, not a curated record